UUCCCCACCUCUAAAACAACGAUGUUGGGAAACGAAACGAACAAGCUGCUGCUCUCCUCGCAGCAGGAAAAACCCAAUCACUACACCUACCUGAAGGAGUUCCGCGUGGAGCAGUGCCAGUCCUUUUUGCAGCACAAGUGCAACCAGCAUCGCCCCUUCGUCUGCUUCAAUUGGCAUUUUCAAAACCAGCGUCGGCGUCGCCCCGUGCGAAAACGCGAUGGGACUUUCAACUACAGCGCGGAUAACUAUUGCACCAAAUAUGACGAAACCACGGGCAUAUGUCCCGAGGGCGACGAAUGCCCCUUCUUACACCGCACUGCAGGAGACACCGAAAGGCGCUACCACCUGCGCUACUAUAAGACAUGCAUGUGCGUACACGACACCGACAGCCGAGGAUACUGCGUCAAGAAUGGACUACACUGCGCCUUUGCCCACGGAAUGCAGGACCAGCGCCCACCGGUCUACGAUAUCAAAGAACUGGAGACCCUGCAGAACGCCGAGAGCACUCUAGACAGCACUAAUGCUCUAAAUGCCUUGGAUAAGGAGCGCAAUCUGAUGAACGAGGACCCCAAGUGGCAGGACACCAACUACGUGCUGGCCAACUACAAAACAGAGCCAUGCAAGCGCCCACCGCGCCUCUGCCGCCAGGGAUACGCCUGUCCACAGUAUCACAACAGCAAAGACAAGCGUCGCUCGCCUAGAAAGUACAAGUAUAGGUCCACUCCUUGCCCCAAUGUCAAGCACGGCGAGGAAUGGGGCGAGCCGGGCAAUUGUGAGGCCGGCGACAACUGCCAGUACUGCCACACACGCACCGAACAGCAGUUCCAUCCGGAGAUCUACAAGUCGACCAAGUGCAACGACGUCCAGCAGGCCGGCUACUGUCCGCGCAGCGUCUUCUGCGCCUUUGCCCAUGUGGAACUGGCCGAGGAGAAGAUGAGGAAUCAAGAGAUAUCACUGAGCGAGUUUAUUUCCCAUGCCUUGCCCGACCUAGAGGCCCAGGAUGUGUUUCAGAGGGGCGACAAUUUGUUAAACAUUGAUGGUAAUAGUACCAAUAAAAUGUUGGUAGAUGCUUUGGAAAACACAACAAAUCCCAGCAAAUUUUUAAGUUUCUCACGACCUAUGGAUAGUCGUUCUUGCUCACUGGACGAUCCGCGCGAGAACUCACUGUCGGCGAGUCUGGCCAAUACUAGCUUAUUAACACGUUCCUCGGCGCCAAUUAACAUUCCUAAUACGACUCUAAGUAACUCAAUAAACGAUUUCAACUCAGGGGGCUUUGCCGUCAACAUUCCCAGCAGCUCGCUCACCUACAGUCCCACCAACCAUGCCAAUCUCUUUAAUGUGGACGCCUUUAACUACGGCGGCUCAAACAAGCUCAGCAAUUCCCUGUCGGCCACACAGAACGAAAGCAGUCUAUUCUUUCCGUCGCGCAUCAUAUCGCCCGGUUUUGGCGAUGGCUUGUCCAUUAGUCCUUCGGUCAGGAUAUCCGAAAUGAACACCAUACGCGACGACAUCAACAGUAGCUCUGUGGGAAAUAGUCUGUUCGAGAAUACCUUGAAUACGGCCAAAAAUGCGUUUAGUCUUCAAUCGCUGCAAUCUCACAACAACAGCGACCUCGGCCGCAUCACCAACGAGCUGCUCACAAAGAAUGCUCAGAUCCACAAGUUAACCGGGCGCUACGAGGACAUGGCUUGCAAGCUGAAGAUUGCCGAGCUGCAUCGCGACAAGGCCAAGCAGGAGGCACAGGAGUGGAAGGAGCGCUACGACCUGGCCCAGAUUCAGCUCAACUUGCCGGCAGAGCUACGGGACUUGUCCAUACAGAAACUUAAGCAAUUGCAGUCAAAACUGCGCACUGACUUGGAGGAGGUCGACAAAGUAUUAUAUUUAGAGAAUGCCAAGAAGUGCAUGAAGUGCGAGGAGAAUAAUCGCACGGUAACUCUGGAACCAUGCAACCACUUGUCCAUUUGCAAUACUUGCGCUGGCUCGGUCACCGAGUGUCCCUACUGUCAGGUGCCGGUGAUAACCACCCACACCUAGAACAUGUUUUAUCAGCAACAGGACCACAAGUGGCCCUUUGGCUGAAAAUCGGAUACGAAAAAUGAUAACGAUGGGAUAUGGAUGGAUCGUGGGGAUCAAGAGCGCGAACAACAUGACAAUGUGAAACUCACAAAGCAAACUUUAGUCAUAAGCACAACGUUGAAACUUUUGAUCGUUUAGGAGAUGCCACAUGCCAAUACACAUGUGCAUGUGGCAAAGAAUAUAUAAUUUAUAUUUCCACUCUACGCAAAUUAUGCAAAUUAUCGUCAUGAAUAUUAGCAAUUACUAGGCACAAACUAUAAAUUGAUUUAGAUAGCAGAUCUAAACAAAUAAGUGUAUGAUUUUAUUUUUGUUUAUUUUUUACUCAAAACAACUACAGGAACAUUCGCAAAAAAAAAUUAAAUUUGUAUUUUUUUUUUCUAUCGUUGCAUAACCAAUUCUUUUAAUUUUGUUUUAAUUUUUUCAGUGUUUUAGGCUUACUUAUUUUUUUUAUAUCUAAACAACUGCACGAAUUUGCAAUAUUUCUCAUAUACUCUUAUUUUAUCAACAUAUAUUAUUUUGUGUAUCUUUUUAUUUGUAUUUUGAAUAUGCUUCACUUUCAGUCAUAUUGUACUUUUCACUAGUAUUACUUAAGAAAUGAAACUAAACCAUUACAAAAUGUAAUUGGUUAAAGAUAUGAUAUAUAUAAAAUAUAUUAAUUUUUCUAGACACUUUUAGCAAUUGACUAUUAACAAAUUUAUAGAAACCAACAAAUUGAACAAGUUAAUAAUCUUAAACAAUUUAUUGUCGCAUAGAAGAGCAGCAAACAACCAUAAGCAAACAAAAACCACCAGUGAUUUUAUAUAAGCCGAUUUUCAAACUGUAUUUUAUAUGUAUGUGUUUCAAACUUGUGAAAACAAACGACAACUAAAAGCCAAGACAAGCGUCAUAAAAUCUAUGUAACUGACAGAUAAACAAUCUUAGUCAGUAUUUUGCUUUUAUAUUAUUAUUCCAACUGCACAGAAGUAAUUAUAGACAUUAGAAUGACUUGUAACUGAAUGCGACAACGCCGCUUUUCCUUAUAGAAGCGUUAAUUUUGUUUUGUGAAAACCAAGUUAAAUGUAUUAAGACACUUUGCUAUUAUUUUGGCUUUGGUGGGUGCACCGUCGGUAAUAAAAUGCCAAUAGCGAGCCACAAAAUUACAAACUUACGUAUAUACUCUAUUAGGUUAUUGUGUGAUUUAUGUAGUCCUUUAAGUACUUACUUUGCAACUGACUUCAAUCUUCAGUUUACUUUCAUAGUCUCAACUGGACGCUUCCAAUGUAGUAAAAGCAAAAAGAAUCGUCAAUGCCAGAACGUAACAUAUAAGAAUAUCAAAAUCAAGCAUUCGGCUAAUGGUACAAGAACGAAUAUGCAUAGAUAUAUAUAUUUAUGAAACAUUUGAAAGCAGAUUCGAUAAGCGUGAUGUAGAAAGCAUAAACUAUAAAAGUAACUUAAUACAGCGAAAUGAACAGAGUUUGAAGAAAAUGUUAACCAGAGUUAAUGUAAAACCGUCUUCAAAAACCAUUGUAUUUUUUUGUGCGAAAAUAAAGUUAUCAAACGUAAUCAAUUGGUAGCUGUGGUCAAUGUUGUAUGAAACUGAAACAUGUUGUUAGCUAGUUGAGUUAAAUUGAAAAAUCAUGUAAUCAAAACUGGGCUGUUUUGGGAAAGAAAUAAAAAUGCAACAGCAUAGGCAUUUAUUGGAAACAAGAGCAACACUAUGAAUAUAUACAAAAUAAAAGAAAACUUUGAAAUACAUUAUUACAAAGCUAAAUAGAAAAGGCAGCGCAAAGGCUUUUAUCUCUGUGUGUGUUUGUGUUGUUUUUUGUAGAAGCCAAAUAAUCAAGAAAUACAAAUUAAUAAACAUAACAAUAAAAAAUGUGUGUUAACUUGUAAUGCUUUAAUAGUUUAUGACAAAGGUGUACACAAAAAAACUAAAAAAUCACGAAAACAAAAACGUAAUGAAUUGGUUUUAUAAUGGAGCUGUUGAGUCGCAAUUCCCGUGUGUGUAAUACCAAACUUAAAUGCAUGCACAAUUCUCAGAAUAUCCUUGACUCUCAUCGACCGGGCACAGUUUAAAAAUUUGCUAAUUUACUUUACUUAUAAAUCUCUACGAAUGUACAUGGGAGAUCUAUCGACUUACGGGUUUUCCAACCUCAAUCCAAACCAACAAAUGCAAAGCAAUUUACAACAUGUCAAGAAAUCCAUUUCACGCCAUCUCAACUGUGAGGAAUCAAAUCAGAACCCAGAUCGAAAAGUAUAUGUACGUUACAUACAUAUAUAUUUAUAGAUGACACAUGUAUUUUGUAUACGCUACUGUAAGAGUGAUUUUUAUGUGAUUUUGAAACUACUUGAAUAUGUGAUCCAGAAAUAUAUAAAAAACAAAAAGAACAAAAAAAUACAAAUAUUUAUAUAUAAAUGCAAGCUAGCGACAGCAAACAGCAAUAAAACAAACCAAAUUGUAAACCAACUUGACUUUAUGUACAACAACAAUGACAACAAAGAAAUAUGUUGUAAAGCUCCAGCUCCAUUUAGAAAACGAAAUGCAAAGAGGAGAAAUUUAAUAGUUGAAAAAAUGGAUACGCAUAGAAUACCUAAAAAAUUGUCUUACACAUUUAGACCAGAACGUGAAAUCAAUCGUAAUGAAAUGAACAGCUAUAUUAAAUGUCUAAAAUAUCAAAUUAAUUUAGCAAAUAAGCGUUCCCAAACAUUAGUUUUAACUAAUGAAAUAACAAACGAGUAACUAAAGCAAAGGCAAUUACUUCUACACAAUUAGAACAAAGAACAAAUGUUUGCUACCAAUUGUUUCAACUAGUUAACUCUAAAUAAAUUAACAAAUUAUAGAAAACUGAAACUAAAGGUUUAAAAUGAUAAGUUAACCACAAAUAGCAACCGAAAACAAGACAACUCUGAACACCGAACAGGAAUUUUAAAGAUGAAAUCGCGGAGACCGAGCAAUUUGCAACCGAAAGUACUGUCUAGUAUUUUAAACUUGUCUACAACAAUUAUGAAUCAAGUAGAUUUAUGCAAUUUUGUGCGAACCAAACCCACACAGACACACACAAUAAGUGAAACACGAUAAACUAAGUGAAAUAAAUUUGAAUGAAAUUAUUUUUUUCUAGAAUACUACAAAUGUGUGUCAAGACCUAAAUGAAAUAAGCAGAAUUUGAAACUUUUACUAGAAAUAAACGCUGAACUAGACUCGAAAAAAUUCGACAGCUCUUCAUAAGUUAACUUACAACUAGCCUAGGCUAUAGGUAAUAUGACAAAUAUAUUUACUAUUUACCCGAAUAGAAUAUCAAUGAACAUUUUACAAUUCAUUUGCGGUUUAUGUGUUCUAUAUCUCCCUUGAGCUAAGAUCAGUUUAAAUAUUGUAUCUUCUUUGUGUUUACCUCGGUUUAUAUAACAUCUGUCGAAUAAUAUUAACAUCGAUCCACUGAUAUUGGUCAGAUGUCAUAAAGCUUUUGGCUUAUAAAGUUUCUUAUCGGGGAUUAAUUGCCGCGGAAACAGGGCCAUAGCAAUUUAUUUUUAUCACUUGCAGUAUAAAUUAAAGUACAUUCUCCUGGUAUAAUAAAACUUAAAGACCAAAAACAAUAUUUGCUUAACGACGUUCAUAUGAUUUCAUUAUUUUGUUCGUUCUCUUCGUAGUGACUCGAUUUGUUUCCUCGCCUCACCAAGCAAAUGUUGUGUGUUAUUGCUAUAGAUAUUGACAAAAGUGAAAAAAUAUACAUUUAGAGAGAAACAGGAUCAAUAAAAUCGUGUUGUAAUGCUUGGCAAAUGAUCAGAGCGAAAGAAUUGACAAAGCUACAAACAAUAGACUCCGACUCAAAAACACCCUUCCACAUUGUAGACAAUGCAACCUUAACAAAUCAAUUAUUUAACUAGUUAUGCCCACAGAGGAUAUGAAUACAAAUAUUUGAAUAUUUAUAUAUAUAACAUAUUACCUAUGAUAGCAAUAUCAAAAUAUUAUCAAGCAAAUUGUGUAGCAAUUUAUUUAUGUAUUUCGAAUCAAGAACAAAUGUUUGUCCAAGGCGACCAGAAAAGCAACAAAAGCAUCUGCCUCAAUCCGAAUAUACACACCUCUAUAUAUAUAUUUACGAACCUAAGUGUUGGCAAUAAUCGAGUGGACAGCAGGAGUUUCUAUAUAGGCAUUUGCUAAGGAGAGUUACUACUAUGUAAACUAUGCAAUUAACAAAUUGAUAAAUACAAAUUACUAUUUAAAAGAAUGAUUAAUAAAACCGUGUUUAAAGCAA
Molecule: messenger RNA, 6305 nt
Organism: Drosophila elegans
Lineage: Eukaryota; Metazoa; Arthropoda; Insecta; Diptera; Drosophilidae
Gene: unk
Product: RING finger protein unkempt
Exons: 9
Coding region: 22-2034 (670 amino acids)
Molecular function (GO): metal ion binding
Source: RefSeq, a predicted model, not a curated record